AUGAUAUGCGGAGUCGACGCUCAUCCCGCGAUUCCUCGACUACCCGGGAAGUCUGCGACGAUUCAGAGCAGCGACAACAUCAACAACCUCAACAUCAACAUCAACAUCAACACCAACAACAACACCAACAACACCAACAACACCAACAACACCAACAACACCAACAACAGCAGCAGCAGCAGCAGCAGCAGCAGCAACAACACCAAGCACCCGUCGGUCCCGCGGACGAAUACAAAGACAAAGGCGACGGAUGGGACCGUGAAGAAGAAAAAGGGUUCUCCGGCUCCGAUUUCUCCAGACAGCGGUAGCGGUGCGUGGAAUCCUGCGGCAACAGGGGAGCAGGAAUCGGAGGAGUCGGAGGAGGGGGAGGAGGGGGCUACAGAUAUCCCGGUGCCACUGGGCUCGGACACACCGACAACCACGACAACCAUAACCACAUCCAAAGCACAAUCACAGGGGUCGCGGCUGAGCAAGGAACAGAUGGAGGACACGAGGAAUUACAGGCGAUCACGUUCACGGUCCAAUUGGGCUUGCUCGCUAGGAACACUGGCUGUGACACUGCUCUCGGCGUUCGUGCUGUGGUCCAUCGUUCAGUCUUAUCGGGAGCGACAAUGCGAUGCUAAGGGCUGUCGAAUGUCGCGGAUGUCGCCAGUCUACCUGAAGGCCAAGGACUUCGACACCGAACACACGCGUUUUGCGAGCAAAUACAGUCUGUAUCUCUACCGGGAACAUGGCGUGGAUGAGGACUAUCCGCCUAAAGGAGUCCCCGUCUUGUUCAUUCCCGGGAACGCCGGCAGCUAUCGACAGGUACGGCCCAUCGCCGCGGAAGCAGCUCGCCACUUCAAAAAUGUCCUCUCCAAAGACGAAACGUUAGCCAAAGCCGGAUCUCGGAACCUAGAUUUCUUCACCGUCGAUUUCAAUGAGGAUAUCACCGCGUUUCACGGCCAGACCGUCCUCGACCAAGCGGAAUAUCUGAACGAGGCGGUCGCCUACAUUCUCUCGCUCUACCACGACUCUCGCAAGUCGACCAUGGACUCGGAUCUGCCCGACCCCAGCUCGGUUAUAAUUUUUGGACAUUCGAUGGGAGGAAUCGUGGCGCGCACCAUGUUGAUAAUGCCCAACUACCGCAUCAAGUCCAUAAACACGAUAAUCACCAUGUCUGCGCCCCAUGCGCGCCCACCGGUAUCUUUUGACAGGCAGAUCGUCAAGACGUACGACGACAUCAACAAUUUCUGGAGCCGGUCUUUCUCCGAGAAGUGGGCCAACAACAACCCGCUGUGGCAUACGACCUUGGUGUCGAUUGCGGGUGGAGGCUUGGAUGGUGUGGUGCCUUCGGACUAUGCCAGCAUCUCGUCGUUGGUCCCGGACACGCACGGAUUCACGGUGUACACUUCCUCGAUUCCGGAUGUGUGGCUUGGAGUCGACCAUCUGGCCAUCCUUUGGUGCGAUCAACUAAUGAAAGUGGUUGCCCGCGCCAUGCUCGAUAUUGUCGAUGUUCGCAGAGCCGAGCAGACAAAGCCCCGUGCGGACCGAAUGCGACUGUUGAAGAAGUGGCUACUGACGAGUCUGGAGGAGGGCACCGAGAAGUUGCUUCCCCGGGCCGUGCCGACCACUCUGUUGACCCUCGAAGACAACUCGCAGAACAUCACCUCAUUGGGCCAGCGCCUUGUAUUGCGAAACCUGGGAGAAUCCCAGAAGCCACGAGCUUACCUGAUGCCGGUACCACCCGUUGGCGAACCGGGAAGCAUCAAAUUCAAUCUCAUGACGGACCAGACGCUCGAACAAGGGAGGAACGGAAAGUUGGAGGUGUUAUUCUGCAGCGUAUGGCCGCCAAAGUCGGGGCAAGGCGCGGCCCUGUUCUCGAUGAACAUGGAUCUGUCGGGGGACACCCCAGGGUCGACCCGUCUGGCCUGCAGGGGUGCCACGGGCGAUGUGAUUCGCCUGCCCGCCUCGACGAAGGAUGCGAAACACUCGUUCGACGAUAGAACGCCAUUCUCGUAUCUCGAGUACAAGCUGGAAGAACUGGCAGAGUUCGCCGAGCAGGAGAUCGACCGGUUCGAGUUUGUCGCUGUCGUCGACAAGGCUAGUCGGAAGACCGAUGGGUGGGUUAUCGCCGAAUUCGUCAGCACGAGAGACUCCCGCGUGCAAUCAAACGCCAGUCUGGCGGGACUCCUCACGGAUGGUGUACACAUCACUCUUCCGGCCGAUCGUGCCUUGGUUACCGAUAUCAAUAUCCCCGUGAUACAUAGCAGCCUCUUCGCGUAUAAGCUUACUGUUGGGCCACAAAUCUGCAACAACGGCCAGCUCUUUACUCCGCUUGUUCGUCAAUAUCUCGCAGACCCUUACGAGUCCAAGUUCUUCGUCAACGUGCAAACAGCAGAUAUCAAUCUCCACGGAACGGCACCCUUCUUACCUCCGGCGUUACGUCCAAACAGCAGGCGCGGACUGUCGCUUCAGAUCUGGUCCGACCCAACGUGCAACACGCCGAUCGAUAUAUCUGUGAAGAUGGAUUUUCUGGGCAGUCUUGGAAGGCUCGGUAUGCGGUAUAGAACAGCGUUUGCGGCGUUUCCGUUGCUUAUCGUGGCUCUGGUUUUCCGCAAACAGUUCCAACAAUACGACAAUAAUGGUCGGUUCAUCAGCUUCGGCGAAGGGAUGGAUCUUUUCGUAUCGCAAUCUCUGCCGUUGGUCCUCAUGUCUCUCUCUCUCAUGGCCGUUUCACUCUCGUUUGCGAAGUCGGAAUCAACGCAUGGUGUUCCAUCUCCCCUCGACAAACGGUCCGAAAGUCAUCCUUCAACGACCGCAUCAAUGCAGUUUGCCAAGAAUGACAUGCUCAUUGGCCUGCAGGAUCCAUUCUUUUGGUUCCUUGCGCCGUUGUUCGGGCUGAUUGCUGUUGGUGUAACGGUCUUGAUCAACCAUCUGACGAUGAUCAUUGUGCAUGCAUCCGCGACGGUGUACUCCGUUCUGGACAGACGGCCGAGAUGGGAAAGUCAUGAACGACGACGCGCGAACAAUGGGCCAUUCUCGACGAGCAGCCCCCGGAGAAGGAUCGUUGUCACUUCAUUCCUACUACUUUUCGUUGCGACGAUAGUCCCAUAUCAGUUUGCGUACAUGGUUGCCUGUAUCGUACAGCUCUUUACUUGCAUCCGCGCUCUGAAGCACGCUAAAGAAAACAAUUCCGGGCCUGCUUGGGAUUUCUACAACUAUUCUUACUCGAUAUUUGUCAUCAUGCUGUGGAUUUUGCCCAUCAACUUGCCAGUGCUAGCUGUCUGGAGUCACAACCUGGCUGUACACUGGCUCACACCAUUCACAUCUCACCACAACCUUCUCUCAAUCAUGCCAUUCAUCCUUCUAGUGGAAACUCUCACAACGGGGAACAUGAUACCUCGUGUUACCACCAAGAUGAAAUACGUCACAAAUUGCUUGUUCUUGGGCCUAGCAGCAUAUUCCGCACUGUACGGACUGACGUACGCCUACCGGUUGCAUCACCUUGUAAAUAUCUUGGCAGCCUGGUUUGUGGCGAUUCAUUUCAGCAAGACGCGACCUACGCUGGCGGGAUUGAUGGAGAUAUUCCUGGAGGAUCCAGAAGAUGGCGAGAAGAAGCGGCACCAAUAG
Tricharina praecox is the source of this 3612-nucleotide messenger RNA. RefSeq names its product PGAP1-like protein-domain-containing protein. Gene Ontology annotation, cellular component: endoplasmic reticulum. The transcript is spliced from 7 exons. Bases 1 to 3612 code for a protein of 1203 amino acids. Lineage: Eukaryota; Fungi; Ascomycota; Pezizomycetes; Pezizales; Pyronemataceae. Gene Ontology annotation, molecular function: phosphatidylinositol deacylase activity. The record is from RefSeq and is a predicted model, not a curated record. Gene Ontology annotation, biological process: GPI anchor metabolic process; endoplasmic reticulum to Golgi vesicle-mediated transport.